AUGCCGUUCUUCCAACCCCGAGUGACGCUGAGCCUAUUGAAUUUCAAACUCACAGGCCAGACAGUUAUUGUCACCGGACCAACAGCGGGACUCACUCGGCUUCGAAACCUGCCGCUAGCUUAUAGGCCUUGGAUGCCAUACCAUUAUUCUCGCUUGCCGGCUUUCGAACCCGGUCAGCUCCUCUCGGAGUAUGCUACUCGAGCAACCAAGCAAGAUCCCCCGUCAGUAGAGGUAAUCAAGCUCGACCUAGGCAGCUUCGACAGUGUUUUAUCACUUGCAGCCCAGGUGAAGAGCGACAUCCUGGUUGUGGAUAUCCUGAUAUUAAAUGCAGGAACAAACUAUCUUUCCAAUGUGCUACUUGUACUGGAACUCCUCCCCUAUUUGCAGCAGUCAUCACAGGGCCACCAGCCCGCCAGAAUCACCUGGCUCAGUAGCCGAUCUGCGUGCGACUCCAACUUCGUUCGCAAGAUUCCUCCGGGCUCAGACAUUUUCAGGUAUCUGGAUAAUCCUACGAAGUACAGCACCAAAGAUCGAUACGCGGAUACCAAGCUACUCUGUCUGGCAUUUCUAUAUUCGUUCACGGAGCAUCUAGGCUCGCAGACACCUCCAUGGAAUGAUGGGGAUGAUGAUAAUGCUGCUACUGUGGGCGCGGGCUUUGAACGACCAGCGGCAGCCGGGGACACAGCCAUCGUCUUUGUGAAUAUGGUCUGUAUGGGAUUGAUCAAUACAGACCUUACCUACAAGUAUAUCCCGCUCUGGGUCAAGAUCGCUGGUAUAGUCAAGUAG
Molecule: messenger RNA, 786 nt
Organism: Penicillium mononematosum
Lineage: Eukaryota; Fungi; Ascomycota; Eurotiomycetes; Eurotiales; Aspergillaceae
Exons: 3
Coding region: 1-786 (261 amino acids)
Cellular component (GO): lipid droplet; endoplasmic reticulum membrane; mitochondrial outer membrane
Molecular function (GO): 3-beta-hydroxysteroid 3-dehydrogenase (NADP+) activity
Source: RefSeq, a predicted model, not a curated record